AUGGAUGUCUACGUGGCGGGCGCAUUUGCCGCCUUUACGGUGGAUAUGCUGAUAUACCCAUUUGAUACGCUCAAAACGAGACGACAGAGCCAGGAUUACCUCAAGGUCUAUACGCAGAGCGGCAAAAAUAGUGCACUGGCGUUACGAGGAUUAUACCAGGGCAUUGGAAGCGUCGUACUGGCUACGCUGCCGGCUGCUGGCGUCUUCUUCUCCACGUACGAACUAUCCAAGACGGCCUUUGCAAAGUCAUCGCUCCUGCCCUUGCCUGUGGUGCACUCUGUCGCUUCUGCCACAGCCGAGGCGGCGUCCUGCCUGGUGCUGACACCCGCGGAGCUGGUCAAGCAGCAUGCACAAAUGAUGCGAUCGCAAGGCGGCGGUGGCGGCCAAAAGGCAGGCUCAACAUCGCUCAAGGCGUUUCGCGCACUAUACCAAGCCGGCGUCGGGCGACGACUCUUCACCGGGUACACGGCGCUUCUGGCACGAAACAUGCCCUUGACGGCCACGCAGUUUCCCAUCUUUGAGCACUUGCGCUCGCGCUUGUGGGCGACGAGGCCGCCACGAAGGGAGCGAGGGCUGCGGCAGCGCAUCUUGGAGACGGGCGCGAUCGCGGGCUUGAGCGCGGCCGCGGCGGGAGGCCUGGCGGCGUUCAUCACGACCCCCAGCGACGUGGUCAAGACGCGGAUGAUGCUUUUGACGGGGAGUAGCAACGGCAGCGAAGCUUUCGACAAAGGUGGUCAAGGUCGAAUGGUGGCGGAGCAACAGCCCUGGCGAGUGGCAAAACAAAUCUAUCGGGAGAGGGGAACAAAAGGCUUGUUUCGAGGGGGUGGCCUGCGGUCAGCGUGGACGGCGGUUGGCAGCGGGCUGUAUCUCGGGACGUAUGACGCUGCAAAGCUUUGGCUGACUGGUGGCGAGGAUGGGCAUGCAAACUCUCCCUGA
Molecule: messenger RNA, 936 nt
Organism: Cordyceps militaris CM01
Lineage: Eukaryota; Fungi; Ascomycota; Sordariomycetes; Hypocreales; Cordycipitaceae
Product: mitochondrial carrier protein, putative
Exons: 3
Coding region: 1-936 (311 amino acids)
Cellular component (GO): mitochondrial inner membrane
Molecular function (GO): S-adenosyl-L-methionine transmembrane transporter activity
Source: RefSeq, a predicted model, not a curated record